CGUGUCAAACAGCCGCGGCGCCUCUCCUCUCCUCUCCUCUUCUCGGUUUUCUCCUCCUCGUUCGGGGGGCGGAAAGGGGGCGGACGGAGGAGGGAUCGAUCGUCCCGUCCCUCGUUCUCGUUGGGUGAUCGCGGCCAUGGGAAAGAAGAUCCAGUACGCGGUGGUGGCGCGGGGCGCGGCGGUGCUGGCGGAGCACGGCGCGGGGGGCACAACCACCAACGCGGGUGCCGUCGCGCGGCAGAUCCUCGAGCGCCUCCACGCCGCCGGCGGAGGCGCCGCCGCCGACUGCCGCGUCUCCUACACCCAGGGCCUCUACGUCUUCCACGUGAUGCGCGCCGACGGCCUCACCGCGCUCUGCAUGACCGACGACGACGCCACCGCCGCGUCGGGACGACGGAUUCCCUUUGCGUUUCUCGAAGACAUCCAUGGAAAGUUUGUCAAGACGUAUGGUCGUGCAGCUCUCACGGCUCUUGCUUACGCAAUGAACGACGAGUUCUCAAGGGUUUUGAGCAAGCAAAUGGACUAUUACUCGAACGACCCCAAUGCCGAUUGCAUAACCCGCAUGAAGGGUGAAAUGGAUCAGGUGCGGAGUAUUAUGAUCGAUAACAUCGACAAGGUGCUGGAGAGAGGUGAUCGUCUGGAGAUGUUGGUCGACAAGACCACAACUAUGCAAGGAAACACGAUGCGGUUCAAGCGGCAAGCUCGCCGUUUCAGGAACACCGUGUGGUGGAGAAAUGUGAAGCUCACAGCCGCGGUGAUACUCAUCCUACUGGCGAUCAUAUACAUCGUGCUGGCCUACAUGUGCCACGGCUUCACCCUGCCUUCCUGCGUCCGCUAAAUAAACCUUUGCUUACGCGGCAGCGACCUCCUAUCAUUGCCUCCGUCCCUUCUCUGUCUUCUCUGCGUGUCCAUACGAGGCAGCUUGUUCCAGGUUCCCUGUAAGAAAGAGCCUGCAUGCAGCUCCACAGCAGCAUUUUUUGUUCUCUUUGUGUAUAAAAUGGGAAAAUGAUUGAUUGCAUUGA
Triticum dicoccoides is the source of this 1022-nucleotide messenger RNA. RefSeq names its product vesicle-associated membrane protein 711-like. Gene Ontology annotation, biological process: vesicle-mediated transport. Lineage: Eukaryota; Viridiplantae; Streptophyta; Magnoliopsida; Poales; Poaceae. The transcript has 4 exons. The record is from RefSeq and is a predicted model, not a curated record. Gene Ontology annotation, cellular component: membrane. The coding region runs from base 137 to 838 and encodes 233 amino acids.